GGGUGAUGGCGGAAGCGGAGGCCAAGAUGAAGCAGUUCAAUGGCGGCGGCGGGGCCGGGCUGGACGUGGAGCGCGGCCGCUUCCCGUACUGCGUGGUGUGGACGCCCAUCCCCGUGCUGACAUGGCUCUUCCCCAUCAUCGGCCAUAUGGGCAUCUGCACGUCGACGGGAGUCAUUCGGGACUUUGCGGGGCCGUAUUUUGUCUCAGAAGACAACAUGGCAUUUGGGAAGCCAGUGAAGUCACCUCAUUCACACAGACCACUGCUGCGUGUUGUGCUUCUCAAGGAGAACCACGUCAAGCUGAACCUUCUGAGAGGCGUAACAACGAUGUACUGGAAGCUGGAUCCUGGCAAAGUGUACUCCAGCAGCCCCAAUGCGUGGGACACGGCUGUGCACGACGCCUCGGAGGAGUACAAGCACCGAAUGCACAACCUUUGCUGUGAUAACUGCCAUUCUCACGUGGCUCUGGCCUUAAACUUGAUGAGAUACGACAACAGCACCUCCUGGAACAUGGUCAAACUCUGCUUCUUCUCACUCCUCUAUGGGAAGUACGUAAGCAUAGGGGGAUUUGUGAAGACCUGGCUUCCCUUUGUCCUCUUCCUGGGGGCGAUCCUGACGGUCGUUCUGACGCUCCAUCUGCGGUGAUAACAGCUGUGAGUUCCCCAUCCCGUGGGCACACGAAGGAGGCACUGUGACUGCUUGACUCAGUGAGGCAGAGGCCCGGCACUCCGGGAGGCAUUGUCUGGGAAGGCUGCAAUUCCACUCCACUGUCACAGCUCAUCCUUGUUUCCUGGAACUGCCUUCUUACCCUUCUGUUUCUGUUCUGUCGCUGGCGUUUCUCGGUGCCGGGCUCCCGAAGCCUCCUGACUUCUCCCUCAAUAUGUUCCCUCUGCAAUUUGGCUGUUGGGAAAGGAGAGGUGUGGGCACCUUGGCUUGCAGCACGAGGCAGAGCCUCAAGGCAAACCCCCUCCUGCUGGUUCAGGAACGCCAGCGGUCACACCUCCUGGGGUUCCCUCCCAUCACCUCUUCCUUCCUCCUGCCACACUUCGUCAGAUGCUUCCUUAGAUUUCCAGCCUCCGAGGAGGGGUCGUGUCCCUCUUGCACGACUCUCCCGUAGCACACGUUUUGGAGUGGAGGCGUGGGGCUCCUCCUGGGGUUGUGCAUUGCCUGGGGGUGUGCAUCGGUGCUGACGGUCCCCGGCGGUGACAGAAAGGUGUUGGUGGCUCAGCCCUCCUGCGAGGAGAGGCACAGAGGAUCGCUCUGUGGCAGGGCAGAUCCAUCUGGUCCUGCUGGUUGAGCCCAGAAAAGCAGGAAAGGAGGUCGACUGGCUCGGGUACGGCUCAUGGCAGGCUGCACGCCUUCAGCAGCACGUUGCAGAGCUGGGAGUCUGCUGCCAAAUCCCUUUUAGCUUCUGCCAGAGAAAAUACAGCUUCCCUGCUCCUCCUGGUGCACCGGGUGCCUGAAGUUGUCCUUGCACUUCUCACGAGCUCCUUCACUUUCCUUUGAGCCUCCGUGCUUUGCAUGGCACACAAUUCCUGCCUGCAGAGGUGGCGGUGGGUGGGUGCUGCUGGGACAGAAGGGCUGUGUAGGGCUGUGAUGGCAUCCGUGCCUCCAGAGCAGCACCUGAGCUGUGUGGGGCUGGUGGAGGAUUAAGGAGAGGCUGAGGGCCUGGCAGGCAGACGUGCUCUGCUUGCUGCUGCAAAGCCCAAGAAGGGCACUGGCUUUCAUCUGUCCAGCAUGGAGAACAGGAGGGCGUGCUGUAUUUUGCACAGCACACGUGGGGUCAAAGCGCUUCACAGGACUGGUUUGGGUGUGAGAAGUGCUGUUCUCGCAGUGCUGGGCUCUGAUGGCCCUCCCGUGCCCCGGGGUCAGGCAGGAUGGGUGCUGGGGGAGAGGAGUGCUGAGCAGGAGGUGGGUUUGGAUGGGGGGUCUGUGAGGUGCUGCCUGCAGGUGCUGCUUUCUGUGGGUCGGGCAGCCACGUGGCUUUAGGUCAGCUCUGUACCCCCCCUGCCUGCUGCAUUUCGGUGCUUGUGGUCGGGAAGGGAGCUCUUCUUGUCUGCGCACCAUCUCUGUGGCUUCCUCUGCUGCAAAAGCCCCCUCCAAUCCCCUGCUGGCUGCCUCUGUGCCUCCCCUCUGCUUCACCUCCGCACUCCCCGGCUGCACAGGGACCCCCCCUGCGUGCCUCCUUCUGUAUUUCCUCCUCUCCCAUGGCCCUGUUUCAGUGUCCCCUCGCACCCCUCCCUUCUCCAUGCCCCCCCAGCUGUCUGCGUCACCCAGUGCCAGGCUGGGGGUGCGCAGACCUCGGCGCCCACCCCCACAUCCCCACACCCGGAGGUGUUGUUGUCUCCGUGCUCUGUCACUUCCUGCCCGGUGCAGAGCAGGCUGCGGGGCUGAGAUCUCCAUCAGAGAGAACCUCACGGGGGAAACGUGGAGCUUUGCUGAGCCGCCCCGCCUGCCUGCGGGCUGAUGUGCCCCGGGUGGAUGGGAGAGAUGAGUCCCAACGCCCCCCAGUUCUGAAUGGAAGCCUGAGACCCUCCAAGGACGUGCCAGGAGCCGUGGGGCUGAAGCCAACCAACCCGUCUUACGCAGUAGCAAUAACCCGGAGACUCGUAGGGCUGCGUCCCCAUGUGUUAUAAGCAUUGCCAAAGCCGAGGCUGGGAGCUGCCGGGGGAGGCUGGGAGUGGGAUCCCCACUCCUGGGAUUUCCUACAGUGUCCGGUGCCAUUCCCAGCGCUUUUGUGCCGGGUCUGAGUUUGGAACAGAGACUCUUCCCCUGCAGCAGCAGCAGCGGAGCCCUGCGGUCAGUUGGGCUGAGAUGAAGCAGAGAUCCCACGUUGCCACCCCGGCCCUCACGGAGCACACAGAGCCAUCUUUGCCCGUGGAAGGGAAGGGACAGCACGCAGCCUGCAAGCCGGGCACGGCGCUGGGCUCGCAUUUACUGCUUUGGCACAUUGCUGGUGCGGCAUAAAGCCGUGUGAGCGCAGGCGGACCCACCGCUGCGCCCCCACGGCUGGGAGGGGGGCGGACGAGAGAUGCGCAUCCCUCACGGCGACCCCCAUCUCCCUGCGCUCCCUCGCUGUGCCCUCAGCCACGAGGGUUGGCUCCGUCCCUUCCCUUCCAGUUUUCCCCUCCCCUCUUUCCCCCCCCCAUUCCCGACGCGGAGCUCCGUGGCUCAGCCGCUGCUCUUCGCUGGGGGCCGUCCCUCCGUCUCCCCUUCCUUUGUUCCGCUGAUCUCCGUGGGGCGCUGGAUGACUUUGUAAAUAUUUAAACUCUGCUUCUGUGGUUUCAUAACCCUGACGGUGGGGGAAAUAAACUUCUGCGGACGUC
Molecule: messenger RNA, 3325 nt
Organism: Gallus gallus (chicken)
Lineage: Eukaryota; Metazoa; Chordata; Aves; Galliformes; Phasianidae
Gene: TMEM222
Product: transmembrane protein 222
Exons: 7
Coding region: 6-644 (212 amino acids)
Source: RefSeq, a predicted model, not a curated record